AUGCGCAUCCGACAUGUUGCCGUGUGCAGCGGCUACGACGCAGAAAUCGUCCCGAGUGACGGAAAAGUCAUGUUCAUGGCCAGCAGGGUGCACGGUGGACUGCUCGUUCAUCCAUCACCUGCUGGCGCGGGCAUUGCCAAGGACGGCCCUCUCUCCUUCGUCCGGUUCCCCGUCCGCCCGGUUCCUCGUCCGCCCGGUUCCCCAUCCGCCCGUUUCCCCAUCUGCCCGCUUGCUGCUUGCCCGCUCGCCCUCGCCUCUCCCGCCUGCUCGCAUGCGAUCUUCCAUUUCCCUCCGAGUGCACGCCCGCUGGACAUGGACAUCCAUCUGCAGAGCUUCAACAUUCCCCACUUCCCGUCGCUUAUGAUCGCCAUGUCGAAGCCGGCCUAUCUGGCAAUCCUCGAGUAUUCGCCAACGAAGCCAAUCCUCAUCUUCGUUCCUAAUCGUUUCCUCAACAUCGAGGAGGCUGACCUUCAACCUCACCUGGACCAUAUCUCCGAUACUGGUUUGGUCGAGACCUUGAAACACGGUGUUGGGUACUACCUUGAAGCUCUGAGCAAACAAGACAAGAAGAUCGUCGAACACUUGUCCCAAUCCGGUGCCAUUCAAGUCCUGAUCGCUUCGAAGGACACUGCUUGGAGUCUCCCCGUGGCCAGCUACAUGGUGAUCAUCAUGGGCGUCCAGUUCUAUGAGGGUAAAGAACAUCGAUACGUUGAUUAUCCCGUCAUGGAUGUCCUACAGAUGCUCGGGCGUGCGUGUCGUCCCAUAGAAGACGACAAAAGCCGCUGCGUACUCAUGUGCCAGCAGACACGGAAGGACUUCUACAAGAAGUUCCUUGCUGAAGGCCUCCCGUCUGCCUACACACAUGCUCCACGACUAUUUCCUCGCCGAGAUCGCCGUGAAGACCAUCGAAAACAAACAGGAUCGCUUAAGGAACGCACGAAGAUGAAGGGUCCUCUGGAGGUCGUUGCCUCGUCCGCCGAGUUCGAAUCAAUACCAAUUCGUCGGCACGAGGACGUGCUGCUCCGGCGCAUCUAUGACCGCGUGCCCGUCAAGCUCGACCGCGCGGACUUCGAGGCGCCGCACUUCAAGACGUUCCUCAUGCUACAGGCGCACUUCUCGCGCCUACCGCUUCCGCCAGAUCUUGCGGCCGAUCAGGUGUUGGUGCUCGAGAAGGUCCUCAACCUGCUCUCGGCUUGCGUGGACGUCAUGUCGUCGAACACCUGGUUGAACGCCCUCAGCGCAAUGGAUCUGUCGCAGAUGUGCGUGCAAGCUUGCUGGGAGUCUGACUCUCAACUCAAGCAGAUCCCGCAUUUCGAGCCCGACGUCAUCGCGAGGUGCAAGGCCGCUGGCGUGGACUCAGUAUACGACAUCAUGGAGAUGGAGGACGACAAGUGA
This is a messenger RNA of Fomitopsis serialis, 1395 nucleotides long. Its product is annotated as Sec63 Brl domain-containing protein. Gene Ontology annotation, molecular function: RNA helicase activity; RNA binding. The transcript has 6 exons. The coding region runs from base 1 to 1395 and encodes 464 amino acids. Lineage: Eukaryota; Fungi; Basidiomycota; Agaricomycetes; Polyporales; Fomitopsidaceae. Gene Ontology annotation, biological process: spliceosome conformational change to release U4 (or U4atac) and U1 (or U11). Gene Ontology annotation, cellular component: spliceosomal complex. The record is from RefSeq and is a predicted model, not a curated record.